AUGCCUUGGAAAGCUAGAAGAGUCAUGGUUGUUGCUCUACUCCUGUCGUCCUUCUUGGGUUUUCUCUCAAUAACUUUUGCAACUGGGGUCGGCUACGUAUGGGGGAAGAUGUUUACAGGUGAUAGUGAAAUUCUUGACUUAACCAGCACGGUUUUGCCCAUCAUAGGCCUCUGCGAGCUCUUCAAUUGCCCACAGACAACUGGUUGUGGAGUCCUGAGGGGAUGUGCCAGGCCCAGACUAGGAGCUAAUAUAAACUCUGCUGCAUUUUUUCUCUUGGGAAUUCCUCUGGCCAUCUUGUUAGCUUUCCACCUUGGGUUUGGGUUCUUGGGGCUGUGGUUAGGACUGUUGACAGCUGAGGCUUGUUGUCUGUUAUCAAUGGUGUAUUUUCUCCUUCAAACUGAUUGGUUUCAGGAAGCCGAUAGAGCUUGGAAACUGACUAGGGUUGAUGAUGGCAAUCUGGUUCUACAUAGCGAAGCACAUCAUCAACAGAUCCUUGUAACAGUCUAA
Nelumbo nucifera (sacred lotus) is the source of this 507-nucleotide messenger RNA. The record is from RefSeq and is a predicted model, not a curated record. Lineage: Eukaryota; Viridiplantae; Streptophyta; Magnoliopsida; Proteales; Nelumbonaceae.